Molecule: messenger RNA, 1992 nt
Organism: Actinia tenebrosa (Australian red waratah sea anemone)
Lineage: Eukaryota; Metazoa; Cnidaria; Anthozoa; Actiniaria; Actiniidae
Cellular component (GO): myosin filament; cytoplasm; myosin II complex
Molecular function (GO): actin filament binding; microfilament motor activity
Source: RefSeq, a predicted model, not a curated record
AUGGCGACAGAAGGAACUACGGACUUUGAUCCCACCACCGAAGAAGGUCAAGUUGACAUUAACGAUGAAGAAUAUGAAACCCUGCUUCCUGAUGACAACGUAGACAAACAAGGCCUCUUCGACAAGCUAACACGCAAGUAUGGUAGGAGGGCCCGCGAUGCUAUGCGUUCCUUAAGAGAUAAAUUCAAGUCUAAGAACCCCCACACGCCCAUUCCAGAAUACUUACAAAUGGAAUCCCUUGGCGUGCGGUCGGACUUAACAGCGGACCUCAUCAAGGACCUAAGAGAGCGAUACCCAAGCCUAAACCUGGCUCCUUUGGACUUCCAAAUAGGAGACAAAGGGCAGGUUCAAGUUAGAGAAUCGGGUAGGAAAAAAUGGCACAACCUGUAUCAAAGGAAGAAUUCCCACCUGCUUAACAACCAGCUUCCAAAAGGAGUCACAAAUGCGCUGGGAACGCCCAACUUGACGAUGCUAAGCACUUCGACUCAAAAGGAAACAGAAGUUGCUCAAAGGGCCUUUAUUAGAGGUGUUUCGAGGCCUGGCUACAAAGUUGCCCUCAGAUCCGCAAUCAGACUGCAAGAGGAGUGCAAGGAAAAACUUAACCAAUUAGAGGUCGUCGAAGAGGAAAAAAGCAAACAACUUGAAGAACUUCCCUCAAAUAGCGACGCGACCGGAGGCUUAAUGAGUCACUUGCGGAGAAUAAGUGCUGAAAAGGAAGCACUUAAGAAGGAAAUACAGGAAAAUAACAUAACCAUCGAUGACCUUACGCGACAACUUGAUGCGGUAACCAAAGAUGAGGGUGGCAUCACUAAGCUCCUUGAUGAUUUUAAGGAGGAUAACAUAGCAUUACAAAGUAGAAUAGAAGAAUUGGAAGAGGAAUUCAUUAAACAAAAUAGACUAACUACUGCGAGUCAUACCGCCGAAAUUGCAGACUUUAAAGCUAGGCUCUCUAAGCUGUUGGAAGAAAAAAGCAGUGUAAGAAAUCAGCUAAAGAUUGCGGUAAAUGAAGCGGCGGGGAAAGACGUAGAACUACAGCGCUUAGGAAAAGAAUUAAUGGAGUCUGUUGACAGAGAAAGGCAAGUAAUGGUGGACAAGGCAGUGGCGGGGGAACAAAUACGGCAACUUCAACAGGCCGUCGAAGACUUGGAGUACGAAAUAGAUCGACAGCGAGUAAUAAUCGAAGAUCAAACUCGCCCUGAAGAAGAAAGGGAGGCAGCCAAAAGGGAAAUAGAGGCUCUUCAGGAAAGACUGGUGGAAUUACAAACGCAAAUAGAAGGUAAGGAAAAGGAGCUGGGGCUUACCACCAAGGAAAAGGUAAAAAGAGCCCUUUUGAAGUAUGGUAUUCCGCUGGCAUUUGCGGUCGCUAUUUCAAGCGUAGUAGGCGUGAUCUUGUCCGCACUUAAGGCUACAGGCGCGGGCGUAAAGAAAUUAGGCAGUGGACUAACGGACUUGGGAAAAAAGAUGGCAGCCGGCUUGCCUGGGCUGCUGGGUUCGGUUGUUUCCUUGGCACUUAGGGCCGGCGGCGAACUGUUAAAGUUCGUGGGGAAUAACAUUUGGAUAUUAGUCGUCGCUAUUGGAGUGGUACUCCUGAAGAAGAUGAAGAGUUAAUCUUAUCCUUGUGUAUUAUGUCGGGCUUAUCGUCGUCGGGCGCCCGAGGCAUCCUCGACUGGGGAUAAGUAAAGAUAGUAUUCGCACCGCCUUGAUAAUGCGGAACUAGUGGUAUAGCGGUCAUAGUACUAAUGGUCUUAUGAUGCCAGGUCCUGUUGGGGGUGUGAGCGUAUCCGUCCGUGCUAUUUAUGAAAGCAUAAUAACCAAGAUUGCUASYACCGUCAGGGUAAAUCUGUAACUUAGCAUACUUACAAUUGACUACCAUUUGAAACGUAGCCAUAUAAAACGCCUCACUACUAAAUGGAUAUGGCUGCGCCGAGAAAUGAGUAGGACUUCGAUUGUUGGUCGAUGCCCUAUAAGGGGCUAAAGGCUCAUCGUUCUCGU